Molecule: messenger RNA, 1981 nt
Organism: Mytilus californianus (California mussel)
Lineage: Eukaryota; Metazoa; Mollusca; Bivalvia; Mytilida; Mytilidae
Product: nuclear pore complex protein Nup54-like
Exons: 9
Coding region: 59-1657 (532 amino acids)
Biological process (GO): protein localization to nuclear inner membrane; nuclear pore organization; NLS-bearing protein import into nucleus
Cellular component (GO): nuclear pore; nuclear pore central transport channel
Molecular function (GO): structural constituent of nuclear pore
Source: RefSeq, a predicted model, not a curated record
UCCAAUCAGGAGGAGAGAAACGCGGGAGUGGAAAUUUAGAAAUUUAAGAAUAGAAAGUAUGGCAUUUUUUGGAGGAGCAGCGCCGUCUCCUUUUGGAGCAACAGCCACUACAUCCACAUCAACAGGAUUUGGAGGAUUCGGCACACAAAAUCAAAGCACAGGAUUUGGUCUAUUUAACCAAACAAAGACAACAGCCCCUACAUUUGGAACUAGUGGCUUUGGAACUGCUACUGGUGCAACGACAGGUUUUGGGGCCAGUACAGGAUUUGGGUUAGGUGGAACAGCCACAACUCAGCCUACAACAGGCUUUGGCACAGCAACAGGUUUUGGAGCUGCCCCGGCAGGUGGAUUUGGAACUGGAACUGCAUUUAAAGGUUUUGGAACUGGAGCAGCUACAGGAUUUGGGGCUACUGGAGCCACAGGAUUUGGAACAAUAGGAGGUCCCCAGUUGCAAGCUCAGCAGCAACAACAAGCACAACAAGCACAACAAUCUAGUCUGGAAUUACUGGGCACUGCUGUUACACUGCCACAAAUCUAUGGAGAUGAGAGGGAUGCCAUCAUUGCUAAAUGGAACCAGUUACAAGCAUAUUGGGGCACAGGAAAGGGAUUUUACAGCAGCAAUGGUUUUGUAAACUUUACCCCUGACAAUCCUUAUUGCAGGUUUAAGGCAGUAGGAUACAACAGAUUACCAAGGUCCAGAAAUGAGGAUGGACUGGUCUCUGUUGUGAUAAAGAAAAAAGAAUCAGAGGUUACAGCACAACAACAACAAGUGGUAGACCAGUUGUUUAAAAUUCUUGGAAAUAAACCUCAUCUGUCUGUGUGUGUGGAGGGAAUCAAAACUCUUCCUGAUGAUAAAACUGAACUAGUUAUAUACAUCUUAGAGAGACCAGCAAGUGGUCCUGCCAAAAGAAUAACAGCAAGUGAGCUGUUCCAGUUCCUGAACACACCCAAUAUAAAACAACAAAUUACAACACAGCUUGCGGCAGAAGAUAUUUGGCAGAAAACUGGGUUUACACCAGAACAACUGAAAGUUUAUUUAGAAAACCCUCCUGCUGGAAUUCAUCCAUUCAUUUGGGAGCAGGCAAAGUUAGAUAACCCUGACCAAGAGAACUUGAUCCCUGUUCCAGUAGUAGGAUUUAAUGCUUUACAACAGAGAAUGAAACACCAGGAACAGCAAACAAAAGCUCAUCAACAGAGACUUGAUAUGAUAGCAAAUGAAUUACAACAGUUCCAACAAAAACAAAAUAAUAUGAUGUCAAAAAUGGAUGAAUACAAAAGAAAACACAUAGAACUGAGUCACAGAUUACUACAAGUGGUGGUUAAACAGGAAAUCUUCAGAAAGAUGGGUUACGCAAUACAGGCUGAUGAAGAGCAACUCAGGGUCCACUUAGAGAAAACUCAAGCAGAAUUAAAUCAUCCUACACAAUUUAAAGGAAGGCUAAAUGAAUUAAUGUCCCAAAUCCGUAUGCAGAAUCAUUUAGCAGGAAAUAGAGCUGAUUUUAGUUACCAAAUGGACCCAUCAUUACAACAAGAAAUUAAACAGCUUCUGAAACAGCAACAAGAUGGUCUGAAACAUUUAAUACAAAUUGUAAAAGACGAUUCUCAUGAUUUACAAUUAAUGGAACAAAGUUUACAGGAAUCAUCACACAGAAGAUAGCGUUUAUUGUGUCAUGUUAUAGCUUGGAGAUUGAUAUAUUUAAGACUAUUUCAUUAAAAAUAUAUGAGACAUUGUCAAAAAAUUGUUAAUAAGAUCGUGGACACUGAAAGUUUAAUAAGAUGGUGAUUGACUUACUUAUCAUGUCACCUACAAAUUAUUUUAUGAUGUACACUGUUAAUUCCAUUGCAGCAAUUGCAUGAACUUCUUCAUCAUAAUGUUCUUAUUGUUAUACAGUUAUACCUAUAAUGAUCAAACAUUGUUAUAUUUUAUUGGACACAAACAGAAUAUCAUUAAACAAGGGUUUAUAUUAAAAUAUUGUCACAC